AUGCAGGGUGAUAGCGAACGACGUUCAGAACGAUCUGGUGUGGUUGCCCUGGCACUGAAAGAUGAGGAACACUCUGAGUCGGUCGUCACGUGUCCUUGGAAAGAGGUGUCCGGCUCGGCUACUACUUCAUCUUCCUGGAAGCGUGGCACGUUGAAGGCAGGAAGGUGUAAAGGGAAUUUGUAA
Molecule: messenger RNA, 183 nt
Organism: Opisthorchis viverrini
Lineage: Eukaryota; Metazoa; Platyhelminthes; Trematoda; Opisthorchiida; Opisthorchiidae
Exons: 1
Coding region: 1-183 (60 amino acids)
Source: RefSeq, a predicted model, not a curated record